Opisthorchis viverrini is the source of this 372-nucleotide messenger RNA. RefSeq lists its product as hypothetical. The annotation marks the transcript as partial. The record is from RefSeq and is a predicted model, not a curated record. The transcript is spliced from 2 exons. Lineage: Eukaryota; Metazoa; Platyhelminthes; Trematoda; Opisthorchiida; Opisthorchiidae.
GCCAAAGAAUCCACAUCAGAAAGGUCGCACUUUUUGGGAGGCAGUGCUUACUAUGGAUGCACACAGCUCAUUCUAGAAAGACACAAUCAUUCAGCUGUAACAUAUCUUCGUUGCCUACCUGACAUGCCACCCGAAGAAAGCACGAGGGCUGGGACAAUGCUAGGCUACUCAGUCCCAGACAAGAGCAGUCCACACGCCGUGGUUAGGCUAGAAUCACGAAACUUCCGGCCAUGUGCAAAAUACACUGAUUUGCACAUCAGUUUGGUUUUCACGGGAGCCUCAANCGUUCGUCCUGCAUCGGUUUUUCAAGCAACAUCUGCGCGUUAUCCGGCGCCGACAUCCUCAGGCAUCAUGAAAUCAACAUUCAAGCCU